Messenger RNA from Nicotiana tabacum (common tobacco), 636 nucleotides. NCBI's taxonomy places the organism in Eukaryota, Viridiplantae, Streptophyta, Magnoliopsida, Solanales, Solanaceae. The record is from RefSeq and is a predicted model, not a curated record.
AUGACUAUUAAGUUGGUGGUUGGUGAGUGUACUUUAAAUGUCGUUAGCGCGUACGCGCCGCAAGCAGGGUUGGAUGAGGAGAUUAAACGGUAUUUUUGGGAAGGGUUGGAUGAGAUUGUGCAUAAUAUUCCGCCCGCCGAGAGGUUAUUCAUAGGCGGAGAUUUCAAUGGUCAUAUUGGGUCGGCUGCAUGUGGAUAUACUGAGGUACAUGGCGGCUUCGGUUUUGGGAAAAGGAACGGAGGGGGCACUUCACUGUUGGAAUUCGCCAAGGCAUUUGAGCUGGUGAUUGCGAACUCAAGUUUUCUGAAGCGGGAGGAGCACUUAGUUACUUUCCAAAGUUUGGCGGCGAAGACCCAGAUUGACUAUUUCCUCCUUAGGAGAGGGGAUAGAAGGUUGUGCGAGAAUUGCAAGGUUAUCCCAGGUAAAGUGGAAGCAAAAAAGGCAGCGUACAUGCAGUUAGUAGGGAGCACUAGCAGGGAGGAAAGGAGGAUGAAUAAAGAGAGGUAUAAGGUAGCUAGGAAGGAGGCGAAGCUGGCAAUCACGGAGGCAAAGACAAUGACUUUUGCUCACAUGUAUGAGGAACUGGGGGACAAAGGCGGGGAGAAGAAGUUAUUCCGACUAGCUAAGGCAAGAUAG